Protopolystoma xenopodis is the source of this 1527-nucleotide messenger RNA. NCBI's taxonomy places the organism in Eukaryota, Metazoa, Platyhelminthes, Monogenea, Polystomatidea, Polystomatidae. The record is from the annotation of a GenBank genome assembly.
AUCGUAUCCAGUCUCAACUGUUUUUCUCCACAUGCCUCUAAAUAUCCUACACGCUCCUCUACUCGCCGAGAUACAUUGGCUUCUCAUAGUUUGGCAAAUACGCGAUCCAAUCUGCUAUCGUCAGGUCCUUGUCUUAAUGGCAUCCCUCCAAUGGGCCAAAUUGGCAGUUUUUCUUGUAUCAAGCAUAAUCAGAAUGGACUUGUCAAUAACCAUGGCCCAUCCAAUAGACAGUCUUUGGAGACUGGUGAGGCUGUUUCGCAUUCCGGAACAACAAUUGCUCCCUCAAGUGCCCUGCUUUCGUCCGCUCGAAUUCAUACGUCCAUCAACUUUUCAGACUGCUCUCCUAACUUUGAAUGUGUGUGUAGCUGCAGCUGCAAUCGAGGUUGGUCUCAAGGGAUUGAGCUCGUUGGAUCCGGCCUUUCUGGUAGCACAGGAAACUCUGGAGAAGAGGAGUCUGCUGCAAUAUCCUCUGUCAAUGGAAAACGGAAAUUUCCACAAGUUCGAAAACAGCAAAAGGUGCAGCAGAACCAUUUAGCACCACCGCUGCUAACUGCAUGUUUCACCGCUGGUGAGCUGGAACAGUUAUUGUCACGCGUCUCAGAGCAAAUUCGUGCUUGUCACGAGGCGCUGCGUGAAGAGGAGGAAAAACGUCGAGUCUAUAGAGUGGAUGACGCCCGAAGGGUUCACGAUUACAUGCCAUUCAUUCGUACUUUUUUGCUUGCACUCCAACGUCACGGAAUGUUGCGCCGCUUGGUUGCAAAAGCACAGUCCCGUAUUCGACAUCCGCCCUCGCACCUUCCUAUUCCGCCUCCUCCGCCACCGCCACCUCGACAUUCGCCCAUUCAACCAGUUGUCCUUAAUCCUUCAUGUAUCUCUUCUACAGGAAACACUUCAUAUAGACAGCUGCUCGGCUCUGUUACUGCAUCCUCGGCUAUUGCCGUUUCUGGCGCCACAAGGCUGCCUGCAUUGACUGUUGCAGGCGUCUCAAAUACGAAACCCCUCUCCCACCAAAAUGGUGCCUCUGUUUCAGUAUCUCGGGCAGCCUCAUUCAAAGGAUGCCGUGUAGGUGGUGGUAUCGUAUUAUCUGACUCUGGCAGAACUAAGCUAACUGAUAGUACCGGGACUAGCAUCACCAACAACCGGCUUCGGCGUCGGCCCUCCAGACUUCCUACUCCAAAGGCCCAGAAACGACACACUUCCUCUUCUUACUCCUCCUGCUCCCCCUCUUCUGUCGUCUCUUACUCUCACUCUGCUUCUGCUACUUCUCCUAUAAUUAAAUGUCACUCAAGUCGCCAGUCCUUGGCCUCAUCAUCUACUUCAGUUACGGCUGGCGCCACACAAGAUAAUGGUGAGGCAUGUGUGACAGCAGCUGGUCAGUCGACCCCAGUUUCUCUUCUGGUUUCUACCAUAAACCAUUCUGGACCCGAGCACACGGUUUCGUCUUCAGCCGAACUGCGGCGCCAUUCCGCUCGGAACUCUUCUAACGGCUCUACAGAAGCAGGAAAGACUAGCAGCGCCACUUUUUAA